Messenger RNA from Daucus carota subsp. sativus, 1196 nucleotides. Its product is annotated as anthranilate synthase beta subunit 2, chloroplastic-like. Lineage: Eukaryota; Viridiplantae; Streptophyta; Magnoliopsida; Apiales; Apiaceae. The transcript has 7 exons. The record is from RefSeq and is a predicted model, not a curated record. Gene Ontology annotation, biological process: L-tryptophan biosynthetic process. Gene Ontology annotation, molecular function: anthranilate synthase activity. Gene Ontology annotation, cellular component: cytosol. The coding region runs from base 104 to 949 and encodes 281 amino acids.
CCAAUUGUUUGACCCAUCAAAAUUCAAAACCCCCAUGAGAUCCAUAUAAAUAUGAUGCAACUUCGCGACCAAAUUCUAAGCACCACCUCAACUAUUCAAAACUAUGUCGAGUCUCAACAGCGUGUUCUCUUCAACUCUUCUGACGCAUCCUGUACUGGCGUUACAGCCCCCGAAAUGUGCUACAAACAGUCUCGUCAAUUUCCCUUUGAAUAGCCACAAGCCCAUUUUAGCAUCUUCUUUUUAUGCGCCGGCGGGUGGGUUUCGGACAGCCCAGGCUUUGUCUGCGAAAACAUCGGAGGCGGUGAAUGCUGUGUCGGGAGAGAAAAAGAAGACAGACCCAAUUGUUGUUAUUGAUAAUUAUGACAGCUUCACUUACAAUCUUUGUCAGUAUAUUGGAGAACUGGGAUUUGACUUCGAGGUGUAUCGUAACGAUGAGCUUACACUGGAUGAGCUGAAGAGGAAAAAUCCACGAGGAAUCCUUAUAUCUCCCGGGCCAGGUGCUCCUCAAGAUUCAGGAAUAUCAUUGCAAACUGUGUUAGAACUUGGACCCACUGUCCCCCUCUUUGGUGUGUGCAUGGGCUUGCAGUGCAUUGGUGAGGCUUUUGGAGGGAAAAUUGUGCGCUCUCCUUAUGGGGUUAUGCAUGGAAAGAGUUCUCUUGUGUACUACAACGAGGGGGAUCAAGAGGGUUUAUUUUCAGGUUUAUCAAACCCCUUCACUGCUGGCAGAUAUCACAGCCUCGUGAUUGAAAAGGAGAGUUUUCCUGCUGACGUUCUUGAGAUGACCGCAUGGACCGAAGAUGGAUUGAUUAUGGCUGCUCGUCACAAAAAGUACAAGUAUCUGCAGGGUGUCCAAUUCCAUCCAGAAAGCAUUAUAACUACUGAAGGAAAGACGAUUGUGCACAAUUUUAUCAAAAUGAUAGAGAGGAAGGAAGCUGAAUGCUCGGAUUAGAGCUUCAACCAACAAGAGCCUACAAUCACAGAGGCGACAACUUAAAGAUGUCAACAAGUAUACCUUCUGUUGAGAAAUUUAGCUAUGUAUCUCUUGUUAUCUUAGUCUCAUAAGAAAACCGAGUAACUAUGCUCGUAGAUGCUAGCAACUAUAGAUUUUUGCUUUGCAACACCUCCUGCCAAAUUAUGCAUGAGGGUGAUUAUGACAGUUUUAUCAGAUUUAAUUGCCUUUUAUCGUCUCUUUCUAA